AUGGCCUCUCCAUCGCAGUCAAAGGCCUUGGCCAAGAGGCCAGAUGGUCAGCUUAUGCCACCGCCACCCCCUCCAACUCGCAUCAAACGCCCCGCGACCGUUCUGGACGAAGAUGUCUAUACCAGCGCCCUCUCCCACAUUAUUGCCCGCGACUUCUUCCCCGGUCUGCUCGAGACCCGCUCCAAACAAGAAUAUCUGGAUGCGCUGGAAUCAAAAGAUGGAGAAUGGAUCAAAAGUUCCAAGAAGAAACUUGCAGAUGUCAUGCGCACCCCGACACCAGGCUUCAACUCACGAAGAAAGACCGACGCAUCCGUGGCGGGCACUCCGCAACACCCCGGUCGAUCAGAUGAUACCCCUCACGGAUGGAGAGGUGAUACACCAAUGUCGGUGGUUUCGACUUCGACCACAGCCACCACCGCAACAGUCAAGGAGCAGAAUCUUGCCGAUGCUUCAAAUAUGGGGCUUCUUGCUUUUCAGGCGAAAUACACCAGCGAGGAUAACGAGUCGUUCAACAAGGUUCUCGACAAACAGAAUGUGAAGCGACGAGAGAAAAACAGCUGGCUAUGGAAUGAUAAUAAAAUCCCAUCGGCGCGACAGAUCGCUCACCACCAGCGCGAAGUGAAGCGCAUUACAGCCCAGGGUGGGAACCCCGAAACCAGCCUGAUCAAGAUGGAUGAUCAUCCUGCCAUCAAAACAGAUCUCAAUGCUCGCCCAGCCCGACCAGAUCAUUGGAAGACCCGUCCAGAUAACACAUUGAUGUUCCUUCCCUCGUCAGUCGAGGAUACACACGAAACACUCCAACAAAAGGCCGAAGCUGCAUCCCGCGCAGGACCCAAAAGGACCCUAUAUCAAAAUACAAGACUUCUUGACGCCGACGCUGCUGCAGCCGCCGAUGCCGCAAAUAAAGUUCCAGCGUCGCCUUCCAUCUCAGCUAUCCAAGAUGCCAUCGCGGGCCGCCCACGCCUCGGCGAGUCCGAAGCAUCUGCUGUUCCAGGAGGAGAAACCCCACGAGUGAACGGCUACGCCUUUGUCGACGAAGACGAGCCAGAAUACGAACAACAGACCGGAUACCUCGAAGCUGACUGGCGUCUUCUCGGUGCAAGCGAUGCAACUCCAAACCCAUUCCAACUCCGCGAAACCGGUAAACGUGAAGCUCUUCACCACCGCAUGGUAGAUCGUGUUGCACGUAACAAGCGCAAUGAAAAGGCUGCACGGGUAACCAAGACGCCUGUGAAUAUUACGCCUCGCUUUGCUAGCAGUCCGCGUCUUGAUGGACUGACUCCCACCCCAAGAUCUGGGAAGAUGUUGACUUCGGCGGGACAAAAUUUGUUGUCGAGAGUUGGAAGUACACCUCGUGGAGGAUCUUCUGGUUUAAAGAAUAUGUGGACUCCGACACCGCGGCGCAAGUAG
This is a messenger RNA of Penicillium odoratum, 1410 nucleotides long. RefSeq names its product splicing factor ESS-2 family protein. The record is from RefSeq and is a predicted model, not a curated record. The coding region runs from base 1 to 1410 and encodes 469 amino acids. Gene Ontology annotation, cellular component: catalytic step 2 spliceosome. The transcript has a single exon. NCBI's taxonomy places the organism in Eukaryota, Fungi, Ascomycota, Eurotiomycetes, Eurotiales, Aspergillaceae.